GGUACAGUGGUGAUGCUUCCUGAAGGCCCGAAAAGUCAACUUGUACAAGAGGUGAAGCAUUCAGAGGAAUCCUGUCUCGGAAUUGCCUUCACCCGCUGCACGAGAAAUGUUGGAGGAACAUGUCCUCCUUACAUGUGUUGAAGACACUUCUCUAGAGGAACCUGUUCUGGAGAAAUCUGAGCCCACCACCAACCCCCUUGAUGCUGAUGAGUCUGAACAAUCUAUAGACGAGGAACUACCCUGUGAUGUUGAAUCCAUCCCGUCUAUAGAAGUUCUUAAUGCUGAAGUCUCACUUGAGGAUUCGGACGAAGCCCUCUUUGACUCCCUACUUGACGGGUAUGACCAUUCUUACCCGAAGGAAAGUUAUAGUCAAAUGAGCUGGGACGAACUCUUGAUGAGCAACACUGGAGACUCAGGGGAAGGACAUGCCGUAAUCAUCGAGCCAUCAACAGAAAGUCAGCCUAUUGGGGACUUGGAAAGUCAGAUCCUGGCACUAAAGGCCAAUGAUGUGGAUACACCGAGGAGACUCCCACCACCAUCCAUGCAAGACGAGUCUCCUCCAUUUUUCCUGUUGUCACCACGACGCAGGAGUGAGUCAAAGAUCCUGGACUUUGACUGGAAUAGAACUGAACAAAGGUGGCAUCAGAAGAGAGUUAAAAAGGUCAAACUUUAUGACUCUCGGAUCGGUGGAGCUAGGAAUUAGGAGUACUGGUGAACCAUUUUUUACUCGACAAAAAAAAAGAGGAAUGACUAACUUUUGUGCACAAUUUUGUAAAAAUCUUUUCAAAAAAAAUGAGAAUUAUCUCUGUCCCAAACUCUUGUUUUUAUCGCUUAUGACCUCGAGG
Cuscuta campestris is the source of this 845-nucleotide messenger RNA. Lineage: Eukaryota; Viridiplantae; Streptophyta; Magnoliopsida; Solanales; Convolvulaceae. The record is from the annotation of a GenBank genome assembly.